CCGUCCCCGCCGGGCAUGCAGCGGCUGCUGCGCCGCCUGCUCCCCGCGCUGCGCCCCGCGCUGCGCCCCCGCGCCCUCCCGGCCCCGCCGCGGCCCAUGGCGCUGCGCCCGGCGGCGGCGGCAGCGGGGGGCGGCGGGUCCCCCCCCGCUGGGUCCCCUCCCCGGGAGCACGAUGGGCUGGAAAAUGUACAGCAGAAGAAGAAAAUCUUUGCCGAGAUUAAAAAAACGACAAAACAGAGAAAAAAGCCAUGUCCGUCUGCUGACUCAGUAGACUCUCUGAUGGCAGAAAUGCCGUUUGCCAACACAGAUAUUGAAGAUGAAUUUGCUAUGCAUGAAACCUCUGAAGUAAAUACAGAAAAGAAAAGAAAGAGGACUACUGGAAGGGAAAUUCCAGAAGGCAGUGAGAGAAAGAAGAAAAAGAAAAAACAGUAUCAGCCAAAUUAUUUCAUUUCUAUUCCAAUUACUAAUCCAGAGAUUACUGAUGGUAUUCGGGCCGUCCAAGAUGCAAUAAUACAAAAGGAUCAUAGGCUUUCCAAAGCAAUGGUUCGCUGCGGCUCGUUGCAUGUCACCAUGUUGGUGAUGCAUUUAUCCGGUGAAGAAGAAAUUGGCAUAGCAGUUGAUGCUCUUUCAAACAGCAAGGAUUUUGUAGAAGAUCUCCUAAAAGGAAAAACAGUGGACUUGUCUUUUCAAGGAAUUGAUCAUUUCAAAAAUGAAGUUGGAUUUGUGAAGUUGACAGAAAAUGAUCAUACAGCUAUACUUACAGAAAUAGCAGAGACUAUGAAGAAGAUAUUUCAAGAAAAAGGCAUCUUGGCAGGAGAAGGAAGAGCUUUUAAACCCCAUCUGACUUUCAUGAAGUUGUCAAAAUCAACACAGCUACGUAAGGAGGUGAAAAAAAUUGACUCAAGCCUAUAUGAAGAUUUUAAAAGCCAGUAUUUUGGAGAUGAAGUCCUUCAUCGCUUAGAUCUUUGCUCCAUGUUGAAAAAAAAGCAACCCAAUGGCUACUACUACUGUGAGUCCUCUGUUUUUCUUGGUGAAAAACAUGCAGCAGAGCCAGAUGAUGCAGAGCUGGUGAGCCUCAGCAAAAGGCUGGUGGAGAACGCAGUGCUCAAGGCUGUACAGCAAUAUUUAGAAGAAACGCAAAACAAAACCAGACAGACUGAUGGAAGCCCUGUGAAAACUGAGGAAGCAGCUAGUGGCACUAAGAAUGAGAGCGACAAUGACAACAGCAAGUGAGCACUGUGGAAAAGCCCAGGAGCAAAUAUCCCACCGAGAAUACCCACAAAAACAUGUCCCGGCUCCGUGCUGAAACUUGCUAAGUGGUGCUGGGUGACAGGCACUCUGCUUUGUGAGUCUCUUAUCAAAAGUUUGUUCUGAACCGAAGGACACUGCCGACGGGUCUAACAAGUGCUGGCGUUGCUGAAAAUCUGUCGAGUGCUGAGAGGGAUGGACUGUGGAAAAAAGGCAAGAAUGGUGAAUCAGACAGCUCCAGUCUUCACUGGCUCUUCACCAAGAGCCCCUUCCUUGCUUUUGGAGAGAAACUGAGCCCUCUGUGUUUGCCUUUUGGGUUGUAAUGAAUGGCCACGGAAGGGGCCUCGCCAUAUGUGGAAACAAUGCCCUCCGUGCUGCUUGGCGCUGCCACAGGGCUGCUCGCUGGAUGCGAGAGCACAUUCUGUUUCGUAGUCAGCGGCAGUCAUCCCAGGCUAAAAAUUACCACUACAGAUAUUCCUCACAGAUACUAUUACACAGUAUGUAAUAUAGCAGGAGUUUCUCUUAAAUGUGACACCGUUCUGUUCUGUACUUUGUGGUAACAUUUGUUGAUGCAAAUUGUAUUUUUUUUUGACAGGGUACCUUUUUAUAAAAAACCAAUAUGGGAAAAAGCACUUAAUACUGUCCAAAACAGAUAUGAUCUCUUUUUCUCUGUACAUUAAUGAUUCUAAGUGACAUUAGUUAUUACAAAACAUUAUAUUGUUCUUCUCCUCUAGGAAAGAACCGUGAAGCAGACUUAGUAAAGGAAGCUUUGCACAGAGAAACACAGGCCCUGUUAUCCAGACUGAAUCAGAUAAAGGAGCUGUUAUCCAGUCCAGAGAUCCGCAUGAAAAUUAGCAAAGAAUUGUUUGAAGACAGGCACAACUCUAACAGUAAAUGGAAAAGUUGUAUCAGCUCUGGAUCGCCAAGUGCAUGAUUGUAAAUUGCUGUGAUGUGAGAUCUCACCAGGUUGUUAGAAGAUGAAAAACAUUUCUUCAAGAAAUUUUCUUAUCCCUGUUCAUCUUUUUUUUUUUACUGAAAAUAACGCUUGGUGUAAAUGGCUCAUGAGGAAUAUACUGAAGUACUUGCACAGGAGUAUAGUUCAUCAUUAAAUACAACUACUCCUCAGCACCACUUUGAAACACAUGUGAGUGUGCAGGUAGACAACAUGAUUCCAAAGUGGAAAACUACUGGCGUCAAAUAAAGCUGAGCAAACACUGUGCCCUUCCUUUAUCAUUGUGAAAAAUUCAGACUUUUCUCAUAGAUUCUUUCUCUAGCAGUGAUAUACGAAUAUUAAAAAUAUAGAUGCUUUUAAAUACUUUAACGUGUGUAUUUGAAAAAAGCUCUUUUAAUUAUCUGCCUUUUGUAUACAUACUGGCAUUUUGGGUUAGCACUGUCUAUUUUUAUUUUUUUUUAACAGCACUUGAAUACAUGUAUAGAUGCUGAUAUGCUGUUUCUGCUGAUGUUUACACUAACACAAGAAUGUUUUAAAUUUCAGAAUGAAAUUCAGACUCCACUGAUCUCAAUGUCAAACUCUUGUUGGCUUUAAUGGAGUCAGGAUGCUGCAAUUAAGAUCUCAUGAAAAUAAUAAUAUUCCUCGGGAUGAUAUUUGCCUUUUCAUUUUUGUAGAAGUGUUUUAUGUUUUAUGUUUUUGAUGUCUCCUCCAUCUCUACCUUCGGUUGCCUGGGGUGGGGUGUCAGUUUGCUCUGCGGGGUGUCAUUGUUCCCUCCAUAAACCCACAAGAUUCAGCGAAGCUUUGGAUGUACAAUGCAGGAAUAGGUCCAAUAUUUGAACUUUUUAUAAAUAUUGUUUUAAAUUUCCUCUGAUGAUGAAAGUUAUUUAAUACGUUGUGAUUGGUAUCGGUUUUGUGCUGUUAGAACAGCUGUGUGCAUAUUCUUCAUUGGUCUCAAGCACUGGUCAUUUAUCUCAUGCUUCAUGGCUUAUUUUUUUUUCCUCAUUUGAUAUAUAACAGUAUAUUCUGAAAUGUCUCAUACAUUUCUCAAUCCAUGCUCGCAAUAAAGUAUUUCUUCCUUUGCA
Messenger RNA from Cygnus olor (mute swan), 3282 nucleotides. RefSeq names its product A-kinase anchoring protein 7 (gene AKAP7). The record is from RefSeq and is a predicted model, not a curated record. Gene Ontology annotation, molecular function: protein kinase A regulatory subunit binding. Gene Ontology annotation, cellular component: cytosol. The transcript has 8 exons. NCBI's taxonomy places the organism in Eukaryota, Metazoa, Chordata, Aves, Anseriformes, Anatidae. Bases 16 to 1233 code for a protein of 405 amino acids.